Anneissia japonica is the source of this 2784-nucleotide messenger RNA. RefSeq names its product methylcrotonoyl-CoA carboxylase beta chain, mitochondrial-like. The record is from RefSeq and is a predicted model, not a curated record. Gene Ontology annotation, molecular function: methylcrotonoyl-CoA carboxylase activity. Bases 101 to 1969 code for a protein of 622 amino acids. The transcript has 10 exons. Gene Ontology annotation, cellular component: methylcrotonoyl-CoA carboxylase complex; mitochondrion. NCBI's taxonomy places the organism in Eukaryota, Metazoa, Echinodermata, Crinoidea, Comatulida, Comatulidae. Gene Ontology annotation, biological process: L-leucine catabolic process.
UCACCAAAAAAAAAAAUCCAAGGAGAGCCAUACGCCCAGGCUUAGCCUAGGGCCCAUUUCAGUAUCAAUCACAUCACUAACAGGGAUUCAGGAAAUCGAGAUGUUUAGUCGAAUUAUUACAGAUACAAUAAUUUGCAACAAGUGCCUUUCAAAAAUGUAUUUAUCGAGACAUAUAUUUCCCAGGAAAUCGGUAAUACCGGCUAGGCCAAGUUUUCUGUCAGUGAAGCAGUGGUGGUGGGCCGCGGUGCACGGUGCAGCCAUGCAGAUUUCAGCUCACCGAGGAGACAAUGGGCUUAGGCCUAGCUCCAAACAAGAAUCAUCGAAUCAAACACAAGCUCGGACGAAAUAUUCAAAUUUCAAAGUUCUUGACGGAGGGGUAGAUAAAUCUAGAAAUUCGAUUGUAAAAAAUAAGGCAAACAGCGAAAAACUUGAGGAAUUUUAUUGCAAUUUAAUGUCCGUUGUUUAUGGUGGUGGUGGUGCAAGAGGAAUGAAGCAACAUAUUGAAGUAAAUAAAAAGAUGUUUGUGAGAGAUAGAAUAAGGUGUUUGCUAGAUGAUGAAGACUUUCUUGAACUGUCUCCCUUAGCUGGACAGGGAAUGAGCUAUGGAGACAUACCAGCUGCAGGCAUGGUCAAUGUGGUUGGUAAAAUUUGUGGUCACUGGUGCACUGUCAGUGCAAAUGAUGCAACAGUCAAAGGAGGAACUGUUUACCCAAUAGGAGUCAAGAAACAGCUGAGGGUGCAAGAGAUUUCGUUGCAUAAUAGACUGCCAUCCGUUUACCUUGUUGACAGUGGUGGUGCUUUUCUUCCCCUCCAGGAUGAGAUAUUUCCAGAUAAAGAACAUGGAGGAAGAACCUUCUACAAUGAAGCAAUUAUGUCAUCAUUAAAGAUUCCACAGGUGGCAAUUGUUUGUGGUUCUUGCACAGCAGGUGGUGCGUAUGUCCCUAGUAUGGCAGAUGAAGCAGUGAUGGUGCAUCGUAUUGGUACCAUCUUUCUAGGAGGACCGCCACUUGUGCAUGCGGCUAUCGGCGAGAGGGUGUCCGCAGAGGAGCUAGGUGGAGCCACUGUGCAUUGCAGUGUAAGCGGAGUUGCUGAUCAUUUUGCAGAAACGGAACAUGAAGCUUUUGAAGUAGGAAGAAAUAUAAUAGAAACUCUAAAUGAGCCCUAUCCUGAUGACCUUAAACACUUUGUUGAACCUAUCUUUCCGGCAAGUGACCUGCCUGGGCUAGCACCUCGACACUGUUAUGACCAAGAUUAUAAUCCUUACAAGAUUCUUGCAAGGAUAGUAGAUGGUAGUAAGUUUCAGGAGUUUAAACAAAAGUUUGGGCCAGCAUUAGUAACUGGUUUUGCCACUAUUCAAGGAACUUUGGUUGGAAUGAUCGCUAACAAUGGACACUUGAGCUAUGAGGGCGCUCUAAAAGGUGCCCACUUCGUAGAAAUCUGUUGUCAACGGAAAAUACCCAUCAUAUUUUUGCAAAAUACUAUUCCGGAAGAUCCAGAGAUCGAUGGCAAGCUGGACAGUGAGUCUCUGGGUGACCUCCUUCGCGCACGGGCCAAAAUGGUUGCUGUUGUGGCAUGUGCAGCAGUUCCAAAGAUAUCGGUGGUUGUCGGUGGAAGUUUCGGACUGAGCAGUUUUGCCAUGUGUGGAAGGUCAUUCGAUCCCAGAUUUCAUUUUCUCUGGCCAAAUGCACAGAUUGGAUUGGCAAACCAAAAUGAUGUCACCAAUGCUUUGAUAAAGGACAAAUUGUCGAAAAAGGGAGAUCUAAUAACGAGCGAAGACAAAGAAAAAUUUUCAUCAGAAACAGCUGGCUUGGUUCAGCAGAAGAUGUCUGCAUUUUACUCUUCGUCAAGACUUAAUGAUGAUGGCAUAAUCCUACCAAAGGACACAAGAAAUGUUCUUGCCAAGUGUUUGAAUAUAGUAUCUCAACAGAAAGAAGGAAACGAUACCAGAUAUGGAGUAAUACGUAUGUAAAUGGUGUAUUGGAUAAAAACAUUCAUGAAAUCACAGUAUAAUUGUUGAUUAAAUUAACUAUUCUCUCAAGUAAUAUUAAAUGUGCUCAUAGAAAACGGGUUACGGAUGUUAAGAAUGUAAAUUAUCUACACUGCCUGGUCGGUGUGCUAGUAGUUUUUUAUUAUUAUAUUCACUCUCUUUUCUGUAGAGGAGGCUGACAUUUUAGAGGAACAUUCAUUCACUGUUUAUGCCCUUCCAUGACUAGUUAAAAGUUGAAUGAAUAAAGUUAAAAACAAAGUAAACAGAUCAUAGAUGGAUACUUGUCUAUAGAUACUGUAUGCAUGACAUUUUGUAUCAGAUUAAAUCUUGUAUGUUAAUGCAACUUAGGAUGUUAUGAAAAAUUAUUUGAUAUUAAAAGAAGUCAUUAAGUUGAUAGCGCAUAAAAUAUGGUCUUUAUGACACAAUCACAGAAAAUUUGGUGGAUCCCGAAAUUCGAAAUAGAGAGCUGAGGGUAGGACUUUCACAGACAGGGUGUCGAUACCACCUCAGCCCCACCAUGGUAAGAAAUGUUAUGGCACCUAAAUGGCACUCUCUCUUUUUUUCAUUUCUAAAAAAUACAGGAGGGGGGGGGGUGUGCUUGGACCAGCUGCCCCUUUGAAUCACAGCAAGAUGAAGAGCCUUGGAUGUUUAAUUUUAAUAGGCAUAGAUGGAUGUAUGUAGCUCAUAAAAGACUGACUUUGAAAGCAAAUUAUUAAGGAAUGUUAAGUUAUCAAGCAAUGAUCAAUGCAAAAGUUUGUAAACUGUGUCAAUAUUAAUAAAUUCCACAAAAUACUGCA